AUGAAUACCACACUUCUCUCAUAUUUUUGUUGUUUAGUUUCAGUAGUAUUUUAUGGGAGUAAUUAUAUUGUUGUUAAAAAGUUUCCAACUGGAGAUGGAAUGUUUUUCCAAUUUACCUUAACAUUAGGUAUUUUUUUGACAGCUUUAUUCUUAGAAUUUCUUACUAAUCCAACACACCAAUUUUACCCUUUUGCUAUGUUAGGUGGUAUGAUUUGGGCAACUGGCAAUUUACUUACAGUACCAGUUAUUCAAACAAUUGGGGUGUCAUUAGGUAUUAGUAUUUGGGGUAUUUCUAAUUUAGCAAUAGGAUGGUGUACUGGAACAUUUGGACUAUUUGGUAUCGAUGCACAACCAGUUGAUAACCAAAUAUUAAAUUGUGUUGGUGCGUCAUUGGCUUGUAUCAGUGUUCCAUUUUAUGGUUUUAUUAAAUCCAUGGAACAAAAGAAAAUAGAAGAAAUGGAAGAAGUAAAAGAAAAAGAAAA
This is a messenger RNA of Entamoeba dispar SAW760, 482 nucleotides long. RefSeq lists its product as uncharacterized. Lineage: Eukaryota; Evosea; Mastigamoebida; Endamoebidae. Gene Ontology annotation, molecular function: carbohydrate transmembrane transporter activity. The transcript is spliced from 2 exons. Gene Ontology annotation, biological process: carbohydrate transmembrane transport. The annotation marks the transcript as partial. The record is from RefSeq and is a predicted model, not a curated record. Gene Ontology annotation, cellular component: membrane.